This is a messenger RNA of Octopus sinensis (East Asian common octopus), 728 nucleotides long. Its product is annotated as T-box-containing protein TBX6L-like. Gene Ontology annotation, molecular function: RNA polymerase II cis-regulatory region sequence-specific DNA binding; DNA-binding transcription factor activity, RNA polymerase II-specific. NCBI's taxonomy places the organism in Eukaryota, Metazoa, Mollusca, Cephalopoda, Octopoda, Octopodidae. The record is from RefSeq and is a predicted model, not a curated record. Bases 64 to 696 code for a protein of 210 amino acids. The transcript is spliced from 6 exons. Gene Ontology annotation, cellular component: nucleus. Gene Ontology annotation, biological process: regulation of transcription by RNA polymerase II; cell fate specification; positive regulation of DNA-templated transcription.
UCAGUUGGUCAAGGGCAGCAGUUCAGUACCUACCCACAUCUAGCAACCCACGAUCACAAGCGAAUGAUCAGCGGACCGGGUGGCGGUCAGGUGGAGACCAGUGACAAAACAAUAAAGAUUGUUUUAGAAAACAGAGACUUAUGGCAGAAGUUUCACACUCUGGGUACAGAAAUGAUUAUAACCAAGACUGGACGGCGGAUGUUCCCAACGCUUAAGGUCAGUCUAGAGGGACUUGAUCCUCACACCAAAUACAUAUUGCUUAUUGAUGUUCUCCCCGUCGAUGACUGUCGCUACAAAUAUCACAAUUCCGAAUGGGUGGUCACAGGCAAAGCUGAACCCCACAUGCCAGGACGUCUGUACGUCCACCCGGAUUCCCCAGCAUCAGGCUCGCACUGGAUGAAGCAACCAGUCUCAUUCCACAAACUCAAACUCACUAACAACAAUUUGGAUCAAAACGGACAUAUUAUUUUGAACUCCAUGCACAAGUACCAACCACGAGUUCACGUCGUACAGGCCAACGAUGUAUUCACUAUGCGUUGGGGAUCAUUCUACACCUACGCCUUCGAGGAAACAAAAUUCAUUGCAGUGACGGCUUAUCAGAACGAACAGAUUACACAAUUAAAGAUUGAUAACAAUCCAUUCGCAAAAGGUUUUCGAGACAACGGAAUGGGCAGGCGACUUGAUCAGAGAAGUUAGAUUAAACUUCAUUAAAAACAUAAUCUAUCUCC